Messenger RNA from Strongylocentrotus purpuratus (purple sea urchin), 8465 nucleotides. RefSeq lists its product as uncharacterized. The record is from RefSeq and is a predicted model, not a curated record. Gene Ontology annotation, biological process: regulation of transcription by RNA polymerase II. The coding region runs from base 113 to 6067 and encodes 1984 amino acids. Gene Ontology annotation, molecular function: RNA polymerase II cis-regulatory region sequence-specific DNA binding; DNA-binding transcription factor activity. NCBI's taxonomy places the organism in Eukaryota, Metazoa, Echinodermata, Echinoidea, Camarodonta, Strongylocentrotidae. The transcript is spliced from 8 exons.
UACUCUUUUUUUUCUCCACAGCAGCUUACCCAAGGAUCGAGGAAGCGUAUCCUUUUCUCCCGUAAACUUGAACCAGAAAAUCUGCAAAAUUAUGAGAGUAUGAUGAAACAGAAUGGAACAGCCUGGUCCUACUAACUCUUCCUAUAAGGAUCCCGAUGAGACUAUACGUGACCUUAUUGGCCUGAUCGGGGCAUACUCAGGAGAGCAGGGAGCACAGCGAGGCUUCCUUGCUGCCCAUGCCAACCAUCUGAGUCAUCAGGAGCUGGUAGAGAGAGCCAGAAGAGUACCGGUACCUGACCAAGGUGAUGGCCAUCGGCACCAAGCAUUCAACUACCUGGUGGCCGCUGCUCAAAGAUAUGGCCUCCCUCUGCAGGAAGGUGGGCUUACUGCAGCAUACUCCAGAGGAGAGGUCCCUAGCCAGCCUGAAGAAAGAUCCUUGCCUGUUGCACCCCAUCACAUCCAUCUACCCAAUCAAGAGAUGAUGGAGAGGGCACAUUCUGUAGGGGUUGAGAGACGGCUGUCUGCUGGUAGCCAUCAACCAGAACCCUUGCAUUACCAUUCUAAUGCACCCAGUCAUGCCCAGCAUGCAUACCAAAGACCUGCUUCAGCAGGACCGUUGGUCCAUCGUCCACCCAUGCACCAGGAGAUAAUGACUAACAAUGCCCCUCAUUCAGCAGAUUCAAUCGUCAGAGAAGCAUAUGUAAGAUCAAUGGCUGGAGAAGAAGGAGAUCAACCAGAUUACUUACAUCACUCUGGAGGACAGUCUACCACUCGCCAAACUGAUAGCACAUCUGUCAUUCAAAAAGCGUAUGAGCAGGUGAUGGGAACCCAAGAAUCUCCUGCUUCUCCGUCUCCUCCUGCACCUUCACUUCAGGCUCAACCUAAUACAGCUACCAUCACUGUGUCUCAGCUAGAGAUCCUCAGUCGCCAACAACAGCUACAACAACAACAUCAUCCGCCUCCUCUGCCUCCUCAGUCUGCUCGUCAUGGCAACGACCACAUAAAAAUACCCACCAGCUCUGAGAAUAUUGAACCUCAACAACCAGACGUCAAGUCCCAGCAGGAUAAACAGGAGAUUGAAUUGCGUCCUACAACUGAAAGCACCGGUAGCCUGGAGCAGAGAGCACCAGAACCCGUGGCAGAACAACAAGUACAGCAGUUUCCUCGAAGGGAAGGUGAUGAGAAGGGUGAAGGCCACCAAAAUGGUGAUUCCAUUGAAAGCACAGGUAAGACUGUCGAGUCUGGGUUAGUCAAUUUUGGAGUGAAGCAGAGUACCAAGUGUGCCAGCUGUCUGGCCGCAUUCACACCAGCAGACGGUGAGGUUCAACCAGGGGUUCUCCCUCUGUGCCACACGUGUCUGGAGCGGUUUACCAGUACCCUACCGAGAUGUAAAGAAUGUGGUAAGAAGCUCACAACAGAUGAAAGUCUUAUUACUCACCAGUGUGAUGGGCAGGGGGAAAGUUUUAUGUGUGAGGUAUGUGGGAAGGUAUUCAGCUUGGCUAAACACCUUUCUCGUCAUAAGGUUGUCCAUAACCCCUUCAAGGCUCACGAGUGUGCCCAUUGUGGAAAGCGAUUCGGACGGAUGGAACAUCUGAAACGUCAUCGGCUCACCCACGCAGCCAACAAGCCUUAUAUGUGCGACAAGUGCGGGAAGACGUUCAGUCGCAGUGACAAUCUCAACACUCACAAGUGCAAUCUAGGCGAACCUCGUCCCAGACAGAAGAGGAAGCCUCUCACUUUUGAAGACACUGGAGAAGUUCAUCCCUGCGACAUGUGUGACAAAAAGUUCCCCACCCAUCAGAAGUUGAAGCGCCACAAGCGACAGCACAGUCAGUCUAAACCCCACCAGUGCAACCAGUGUGAAAAGUCCUUUUCAUGCAUAAGUCAUUUAAAGCGCCAUAAGAUGGGUCAUCUUGGAGUGAAGCCGUUCUCGUGUACUCUCUGUGGAAAGUCCUUUGGCACAACCAGUCAUCUCAACAGACAUAUGAUGACGCAUACUGGCAGCAGCACUCUGUUCAAGUGCAAGAAGUGCACUGCAUUUUUUAGCACGUCGGAACAACUCAAGGAGCACUACCAAAUACACAUGCAACAACCACAUCCUCCCAUCAGCACCAACAGCCACUUUCCUCUCUUACUCAACAAGGAUCCUUCGAAUGAAGAUACCAGGCAGAGUCAUUUUCCUGUACACUAUGAAGAGGCUGAUGAUAGGGAGCACAACACAGAUAUGUACUGCUGCCACAUCUGUAAGCGAUACUUCAAUAACCCUAUCAGUCUGAAUCAACAUAAUUGCUUUCCUGCAGAUGAGAGCCAUAAUCAUGGCUCUUCCAUGCAAGAAUCUUUUACAUCUCCUCCUGCUUCAGGCAGUAGUAACCAGUACAACUCAGAAAUGACAUCCCCACCCUUAUCUGCACCCAUAUCUGCACCCAUAUCUGCACCCCUAUCUGCACCCCUGCCAACUCAGCCCGAGGUAACAGCUCCGGUAUCUACUCUACCCCAGCCCCUUGAAGCUCUUGGAUUAUCAGCCAAGGUUGUACAGCCUUUGCCAUCUCAAAGUUAUAAAGAUUUGGAGCAGACUACACAUCACCUGCUAGCAGUAGCAGAGAAGGCAAGUCACCCAGAGGCGUAUACAACUAAAGAGAAAGGCAACGAAUCAGAACAAGACUUACCCAGAAGUUUAAACGAGAUAGAUCCUAGUAAAGAAAUUGCAAACGAGAAGAUCCAGUUGAUACAUACUGUGAUCAAGGACCAAACCUUCACUGAUGAAGAAAUUCAGAAAAGACUCUUUACAUGUAAAGUGUGUGGUAUUUUCUGUGGUUCCCUAACUGGUCUCCAGCUGCAUGUACAAGUCCAUACACUUGAACGCCCGUUUAAGUGCGAAACUUGUGGCAAACGAUUUAGAAGACAAAGUCAUAUGGAACGUCAUCGCCUCAUCCAUUCUGGUGUCAAACCAUAUUCAUGUGAUAUUUGUGAGAAGACGUUUACCCGUCCUGAUAACCUGAAUUUCCAUCGAAGUACUCAUUUCAAGAAUGAGGAAUGUGAACCGAUUCCCUGUGGAACCUGCGGAAGAAAGUACCCAAAUGUUGAAAUGUUUGGAAAGCACAAGUGCAUGGAUCCAGCAACAGCUGCCAAAUUGCCUGUUCAUCUUCGCCCCAAAGUGAAAAGGUACUACAUUGGUGAGAAUGAAGAAAAACCAUGUGACGUGUGUGGCAAGGUGUUUAGGUCGGGAAGCAGAUUGACGAGACACAUGUUGAUUCAUUCUAGGCCGAACAGCUUCAAAUGUGAUGUCUGCUCUAAGGUCUUUAAUAGGCGUGAUCACUUAAAGAGGCACCAGCUUACUCAUUCAGGCAUCAGGCCAUACGGCUGUACUCAGUGUGGCAAGCGGUUUGUACGCAAUGAUCAUUUGCAGCAUCACAUGCGUUGUCACCUCAUUAGUGAGGCAGGGAACAAGGGCAGAGGAGGAGGAGGAGGAAGGGGCAGAGGAAAAGGCAGAGGGAGACCAAGAGGUGUCGGGAAAGGGAGAGGAAAACUGGCCCCUGUUAAACCAGAUAAUGCUUUCUUCUGUCACGUAUGUGGGAUGAGAUUCAGCAACAUGCCAGAGCUGGAGCAACAUGAAUGUACCAACAAUUCCCCAAGUCAAGCUGUUAUGACGGUCCCAAAGCCUCUGCAAAGGAUCAACCGUAGGAAGCGCAAAACAAAGUUGCACGUGACAAAGAGAAAGAUAAACGAAGGACCCACAGUCAAAGAAGAAGAUGAGCAAGAUAUUGGGAUUAACGAUGAAGCAGGACCAUCUCGCAGAAAGAGUGCCAGGCCAAGGAAAAGUACAGCUAGAAGGUUCAGUGCAGUCUUAACGAGUGAUGUCAGCGACGAUGAAGGCGCCAAAGGGACGGUUGCUUGGGAUCACGAUAGUCCAUACCCUAGUAGAAAGAUAGGCAACCUAGAACCAAGAGAGAAACAACUGCGGUCCUGUAGAGAAAACAAGUUGCACACUUGUGACAUAUGUGGGAAUGUAUUUCAUCACUUCCAAAUUUUUCAACAGCAUCAGAUGAUCUGCGCGUACAAGACUUCGUCAAUGUAUUAUGAUGAACCAGAGCCCGAGCCAGACCAAGGCCUAGACCAAGGCCCAGAACCAGAGGAUCUAGAUAGUGAAGUAGAGGAAGGGGAAAUAAUAGGUCCACAACCGGCUCCACCUGUUGGCAAUGCAGUCGUCCUUGCAGGCCAGGUAUCAAAUAGCACCGAAGAGGAAGUCACAUGUGGUGUUUGUGGGAAGUCUUUCAACAAGAUGGAAAAGCUUAUGAGGCACGUCAAGAUUCACACAACAGACAAAAAGUAUGAAUGUGAAUUUUGCAAGAAGUCGUUUGGUCGUUCAGAUCAUCUUGCCAGGCACAGGCGUACUCACACGGAGAAAAAAUUCCACUGCAAGAGAUGUGAUGACAGGUUUAAAGAUGUCAAAGAAUAUCGUCUACACAUGGAAACCCACAAAGAGAUUCCUGUUGAGAAGGCAUAUUCUUGUACACUGUGUGAUAUGUCAUUUCCAAAGCACACUACUCUGAUCAAGCACAAACUGAGCCACAAUGUUGAGGGUCAGCAUCAGUGCAAGAAAUGUGGAGAUGUACAUCCAGACGAGACCUCUUUAGAAUCUCACGAAUGUCAGCAAGACGAAGAUAAGGUUCACUCGUGCUUAGAUUGUGGAAAAGGCUUCAAGACAGUGUAUGCUCUCACUCGUCAUCUCUUUUGCCACACUGGUUUGCGCCCCUACGAGUGCGAGAAGUGCGGGAAAAAGUUCACACGCAGCGGACACCUGCGACGCCACCAAAUUUCACACUCUGAUGAAAAACCUUACGACUGUGACCUCUGUGAUAAGAAGUUCAGAAGAAUUGACCAUAUGCGAAUCCAUAAGAAGACACAUGAAAAGAAAGCAAGAGAGAAGAGGGAACCAUCUGAAAGGCCAUAUGGAUGCGACAUCUGCAACAAGAAAUUCCGGACAGAGCCUGCCCUGGAGAGGCACAAGACUCGCCACACGGUGGAACGCCGCUACAUGUGUGAUAUCUGCGGUAAAACCUUCAAGCGAAUGGACAACUUGAGGAUGCAUAAUCGGGUACACACGGGAGAAAAACCACAUACCUGUCAGGAAUGCGGCAAGCAGUUCUCACAUCACACGGCAUUGAGAGGCCACAUGCGCACUCACUCUGAUGAACAACCAUACGUGUGUGAGAUCUGUGGACGUGCCUUCAAGCAUCCACACAAUAUGCGGUCUCACCAAUAUGUGCAUGGACUCCAGAAACCUUUUAACUGUGAACACUGUCAAAAGCCAUUCAGAGACACUUACCAUUUAAGGUUGCACAUUUCUAGAUGCCAUGAUCCAGAUAGAGUUAGAAAGCCCCGUGGUGGAGGAAGGAAAUCAAGUUCUGCUACAGGGGGUGCUACUGCUGCUGCUGCGAGUGCUGCUGCUGCUGCGGCUGCAGCUGCAGCCAACGCCAACAAUCUGAUUAUCAAUCCCAACCAGCAAGCAGAACAAAAGCCUGUCAUAAAUUCCCCAGUUUCAGAAGCAGAACCUUCUGCUACCCCUCACCAGUCUACCGAGAGCCCAUCCCCCGUCCCUUCAUCACACCUGAAGAAGAAUCCUUUGGCGUGUGAGAGAUGCCACCUAGCUUUUCCAAACCUUGAACAUCUUCACACUCACCAAUGCCCAGCACUAUAUCAUAUGUCUGCUCACGUGUCUCAUACAUCUCAUAGCUCCCAUAGUUCCUUUAACUGCAAUCGCUGCAACCGAACAUUCCAAGACUCUCAUCAGCUGAGGAUGCAUCUGCUCACGCACAAGGAAGAUCCCUCUGUCAUCUGUGCCAUUAGUGCCAUCCAGGAGAACUUUGAGGAACCUCAGGCUAUUCAGCAAAGGUACCAGAUGGCUGUACACCCAGAUCACCCGGGUCCACUGGCGUACACCGUGCCCCAUCAAACACCCUACAUGAUAUCCCAGUCUAAUCAGCUUGCUUACUCAGUUGCCCACUCUCUGCCCAACCCUAGGGUCCAUGGCGCUCAUGGAGAAGUGCCAUCUUACCAGAUGCUCUAGAUGGAAGAGCUAGGACGCCCUCUGUAUAUACAUCCACUGAAAUGGGAAAUGACAUGAUGAAUAUACUCCACAUACGUCAGUAUUCUUGUACAAUGAUAGCUGUACAAUCUUUAUUUCAGUAAUUCAGAUUUUCAAAUUUAUGGCUUUAUGCCAUGUGGUGCUCAGAUCUCCCUUUACUUCUAGUCAACUAUAUGUUCAGGGAUGUCGUUAUGAAUUUGUAUGUCAAACAGAUCUUCAGAAAUGAAAUUACAGAGAAAGUCUGUUUUCAUGAAGAUGUUGGUAUCUUAUAUUUCAUAUAUAAAUGAAUAUGAAAAAAGUAUUGUGAUGAUGAUACUACAUCAUUGAUUGUGGAGCUAGUUUGGGAAUGAUUUUUAUUUUGGCAUUUUCUCUUUUCUAAAAGGCAUUUAUCCUAACUUGUAUUACAGUAACCAGUAUGAAGGGCUCAGUCAAAGAUCCAUUUGUAUGAACAAGUCAUUCAGGGAAUGUCAGUUCACUGAUUGUUAAGCUUGCAAUUAUGGUGAACACCAUAUGAAUUUUGGAGAGGUUCAGAGUUUGUUUGUGUUAUCUGGGGAGACCUUUCUAGAGAUGAUCUUGCCAUAUAUGAAGUCUCUCCUCAAAGAUAAGAUCAUUUUAAUUGUAACAUGACCCAAGCAAUUAACUUGUAUAAAUGUGAUGUGAUAUGUGUUUGUAAGAUGACUAUAUGUCUUUAUAUUGCAUGCCCUUAUUAAACAGGAGUGUACAUAGAUUGUCUUGAAUCAUGUAAAAUAUGAAUGUUCCUAUAUUUAGAUUGUAAUAGCCUACAGGAAGUCCAUGGUUUAUGUACUGAUGGAAGUGUGUUUUUGAAUGUAGUAUUACAUUAUAACAAUGUGUGGACACACAUUAUAGUUAGAAAAUAUUAUACUCUAUGUAAAUACGCUGUUUGUGCAUUGGAGAUAAUGCACAUCCAUGAUGUUUCUCAAGACUAGAGAGGUGUCUUUGAUUAGUAUAUGAAAUAGAAAAGAGUUUUACUUUAUCAUAUAAACCUUUUGACCUUUAUAUCAUUGAACAUAUAUUGUAAUGUAUGGAUGACUUUAUUAUAUAUUUACAGGUGAAGUAUGCUAUAGAGUACAAUUUAUGUCGUGUUUACAAAUGACAACAAAGAUUUUGCGCCAAUGUAUGUUAAGAUGUACUUUUGUGAUACAAUAGUCGAGGAGCCUGUCCCAAAGUGUAACCUCAUCAAGUCCAUACAAUGUGGAAGUUAAUGAGUCAUUCUAAGUCAUUAGACAAAAGUCAGUCACAAAAGUUGUUUGCCUAACUGUAGCUGUCAGAUUUGACAUACUACCACCCCUGAAUAAAGGUCAGGUAAAUAUCACCCAAUUUAGUCCUGGGACCAAUUUUUGUCACACAGAAGUUUUUAAAGCUGUGUAUCACAAGAAAUUGAAAACUGGAUCCAUGUAAUGGUACGGUGGUGAAAAAGUAAUUUCAAUUUUAGAGGGGUGAUGUGAGAUGAAAAAUUAAAUUUGAAGUCCAAUUUUCAAAAUGGCUACUAAUUUGUUCAUGGCAUACAUGCAGAUCGUGGUCUAAGUAGUUCUAAAGUGGUAAUAUUUAAUGGGCUAAAUGUUCCAACUACUUUGAGACAGGCUCUUAACCUACAAUCAAUGAUAUGACAUUAUUAUGUAAAUGCAUGAAUUAUGUGCAUGUAACUAACUAAUUAUUCUAAAUUUUAUUUGAAUCAUCUGUUUUUAUAUGUAUUUAUUAUGGCAGAAUCCAAUGUGUGGAAUGAGUGGAAUGAAAUAGGGGGUACUAAUUUUUCAUGUUUUAUUUUAACAAUUAGUAAGUUAAUCAUGUGUGGUAUUUGUAUGUGACAAUUUGCCUUGUUGUUCAAAGGUACUAUUUAUCUUUUAUAAAUUCAUUUUAAACAAAUCAAGCUAAAAUAGAUUAGUAGUGAUAAUAUAAGAUUAAACUUUAUUGAAGUAUCUCCUCGAGUCUUGGUGAUAUUGAUGUCAAUAAGUUUAGGCUUAUUUGUACUACUGUAUGAAUAGAUUUCUUAUCUUAUCAUUCUUAUUGAAAAUGGACAUUUUAGAUUUUUUUUUUAAUUCAAGGAUUUUGCCCCUCUCUGGUAUAAGUUUUCUGAUAGAAAUUCAACACAAUUCAUUUCCCUUGUGGAGGUGUUGUGGUAUAGUGGUUCAUUCACUUGUAUCUCAGUCCAAGGGUUGAGGGUUCAAAUGCUCCAAGUGUUCGAUUCGAUUCAUUGCAAUGUGCUUUGAUCAUGGUCCAGGACUGACAGCUUGUGUCGUAGUCCUUGGAUUUUGUUAAAAGCCUUUUUGUAUCUGCACAAUCAUGUAGUAUUUGUGGUCUUUUUUUUUUUUACCUGUACGAGUUAAUGAAAAUCAUGUGAAUGACUGUAUCCUUAUAUACA